AUGGGUGAAGGCGGUUUCUUGAACGUCGUCAAUGGCACCCCCUACGACUGGGUUGUCACCAGUACAACGCAACACAAGAUGAAGAGUUGGGACGCACAAUGGCAGCCUAAUGGAAAGUACCUUCGCAUCCCGAAGAAGGGGGGGAGUUCUCGUAUCUACAUUGAAUGGGGCUCCGGUUCGCAUCCAGGCGGUGAUGUCGGUAUCCACAUGGAGGGCACCGAUUACAGAUUCAUGCUCCACGCCUGGUCGAAUCGUGGAUUCUACAUUUGGGCUGAGUUUCAAACUUUCAGUGUUCAGGGUUAUUCCCAGGGAGCCAAUGACCAAACCGGCCUUAACGUCAAUUGGAUCCAUGAUGGGGAUGUUGCCUUCAUUCUCUCCGGUGAGAACCCGGGCAACUUCUUCCCGAGCAAUGGCCCAAUCGAUUGGAUGCAAGCGUCCCUCGGUUUGAUUGGCAAUCGUCCUCUCAGAAAACUUUGUAUACCGGGUAGCCACGAUAGUGGUAUGGCUAUCAAGAACGGCUCGGGCACAAUUGGAGCAACUUCAGACAAUAGUUUAACCCAGUGGCAGAACAUCCACGGCCAAUUGGUUGCCGGUGCUCGAUAUUUCGACGUCCGUCCUUGUAUUGGGAAAGGCAACAACGGAAACUCGAAUGAGAUGAUGUGCGGUCAUUAUUCUAAUACUAACAAUAGCACGAUUAAGUGGCAGGGCGUGAGUGGUGAAUACAUCCAAGACGUCAUCAACUCAGUCAACCGUUUCUUGGUAGACGAAGGAAACAGGGAACUUGUCAUUAUUAAUCUUUCGCAUGCUUAUAAUACCAAUCAUGACUGGUAUCGAGAUUUUACCCCAGAAGAGUGGGAGCGGGUGCUCGACAUGUUUACGAAUCCGGAAACCGGCUUGAAGAACCUUUGGAAGAUGCCAAAGGGUGUUCCAGGACGUGAUCCCGCUACUGCGAUUAUAUGGGACACACCUCUCAGGGAUUUCAUCGCGGGCGGUCCUGCAGUCGUUAUCAUUUCUGAAGAUUUCAGAAUAGCAUCUGAUAGCCGUUUCUCAGGCCAGGGUAUCUUCAAUAGAUCUCAAUACGACGUCAGAAAUGAAUACAGCAAUUCCGAUAAAAACGAUCAUAUCAUGAGGGACCAGUUUACGAAGAUGCUGAAGCAUGGUUUUACGACUGAUCGGCUAUUCUUGCUAUCUUGGACUUACAGUCUCCAAGGCGCUGGUAACCUUAUCCAGAACUUGAGGAAAAAGGCCGACGACGUGAAUCGGUCUCUUUACACCACCCUUCCGCCAAAAUGUAACCCGCAGACAUUCCCCAAUAUUAUAUACGUCGACUCCUUUGGAGGUUGGAGAAAGGGUGAAAGGGAUAAUGGACAUAAUUCGGACCAGGGACAUUAUUCCUGGCAGGGCAGGAACAUGGCUUCUCUUGCCAUGGCUAUCAAUUGGAUUACCAGUUGGAAUGAUGGUCCCGGAGCAGAUAAUACUGGUAAUGCUCUCCAGGCACAAUGGGACUCUCUACGCAACGAGGUGAAAAACGUUCAAAAUUCGAUGGGCACAUUCGGAGGGUCUACCAAUCAGCCUGAAUACGUACAAUUGGUGCAGUCGAAGCAAAAUCUUCAGAGCCGGAUGGAUGAAAUCCGUGCCCAAGAAAGAUCUCACUACGGCAUGGAAUAG
Molecule: messenger RNA, 1668 nt
Organism: Orbilia oligospora ATCC 24927
Lineage: Eukaryota; Fungi; Ascomycota; Orbiliomycetes; Orbiliales; Orbiliaceae
Exons: 2
Coding region: 1-1668 (555 amino acids)
Biological process (GO): lipid metabolic process
Molecular function (GO): phosphoric diester hydrolase activity
Source: RefSeq, a predicted model, not a curated record